GCUUUGUCCAGGGCGUGAAUUAGUAACCACCAGGAGAGCAGUUGAGCCUCAGUCAGUGCCCCACACUGCUUCUCCAUGGGAACUGAAGGGGCCAGGUCAGCUAGAAAGCACCAGCUGCCCACCAGUCAGCAGGGGAAUUCCUCUCCUGAAUUUUCUUUCUCUCUAGCCCAUGUUGUUGCAUCACUUGUCCAGGAGAGACCUGAGUGGGCUGGCUAAGCUGGAGCACCCUGAAAAGUCUAGGACCCUGCCCUGGAGGGCUAAUGAGAGGUGGAAGGAUGUAGAUCAGUGUAUUUUCUUUGAAACUACUAUUACCACCCCAGGAAAAGUUCUGCAGGAAUAAGUGACAGUGAGAACAACAAGGGGACAGGACUGGCUCCCAUGUACAUGAAAUAAAAGCCAAGGCCGAGGGUGAAAUGACUUAAUGCAAGUCGUGGAGAGUCUCCAGGGCUACAGAGAAGAAGCUAGAAGAUAUCCAACAACCAGCAUCUCAAAAAGAUAAAAAGGAAAGUCCCAGUAGAGUUUAUUUCUACACUGAGAUGGAUGGAAAAGCUCCAACUGAGCCCAGAGAACAAAAGGUUACUAACCAGAGGGCAAGAUGGAAAAUGUGUGUCUUCCUCAUACUGUGCCUGCUGCCAGCUGCAAAUGCGUGGAAGGGCCCGAAGGGCCCGAGGCUGGUGUCUGGGAAGCCUGGGGGCACUGUCACCAUCCAGUGCUAUUAUAAGCCCUCUGCCAUCAACAGGCACCAGAGGAAGUACUGGUGCCGCCAAAGCCCCCUGUCGUGGCUCUGCCACACCGUCGUGUCCACCAACCACUACACUCACCUUCGCUACGUUGGCCGAGUGGCUCUAACAGACUUCCCAAAUAGAGGCUUGUUUGUGGUGAGGCUGUCCCAGCUGUCCCCGGACGACGUGGGGUCCUACCGCUGUGGCAUCGGAAACAGGAACAAUGUGCUGUUCUUCAGCAUGAACCUGACCAUCUCUGCAGGUCCUCCCAGACCCAUUCCCAGAGCCACUCCAGCUGCUAGUGAGCUCAUCAGGAGAUCCUUUGGAACAGCUGCUCCAGCAGCCAACAGACGGACCCCAAGAAAUACCCAGGCUAUGGAAAGACAGGACACAGGAUGGGACAGAGUUGCUCUGACUCCAGAAACCAACAAAAAAACAGCAUCGGCUAAGGGAAUGCAAACCCCAGGAACCCCUGGGAUCGUAGCUGCAGGGAGAGUUAGCCAGGGAGAGAGUUCCAUCUGGGCAACCAUACCUAUUCCAGAGAGUUCAGCUGCAACAAUCACAGGCAUGUCCGAUGCAACAGAAGGUGCUCGGCUGUGGGGCACCAGAAGCUCUGGAGCAAACAGUGCUAGGGCCAGUGAGGAAGGGAGAGAGACGACGACUGAGGCUGAUAGGCCAAGAGAGGAAGCAGAAAGGGUCAGAAUAGUCCUAGACGCAGACUGGGUGGUCACAGGCACCAUUAGACCAUCAACCCUGGCCACAGAAAAAGGGGCAUGGGAAACCCUCCAAGAAGAGAGAUUGGUUUCUAAGCCACAAGCCCUAGACUCCAUUGAAGAAACUACUCGAGCUGCAGGAAUGUGGACCUUGGGACCCAUGAGCAUAGAGAUGUCAUCUGCUGAAGGAAGCACUGAAGGGGAACUAGACCUCCCUGCUGGAGACAGUGGUCCCCAAAUAACACCAAGACAGGACCUGGUAGCAGGACCCAGAAGGCCCCUUGGCAAGGGGUCCUCCAUGAAGAGUGCUUCUCCAGAAGAGAAGAACAUCUCUCGGAUCCUGACUCGUGUCUCUACAGUGCUGUUCCCGCUUAUGCUUGGGGCUCUUGUCUUGUGGAGAAGGAAACUUCGGAGAAAGAGUACUUCUCAAGACACAGAAGAGGCAGAAAGAGUCAUCUUGAUUCAGAUGAGACAUUUUUGGGGGCUGAGCCUCCAACCAGACCAGCUGACUCAUGUGGAAAGGAAGAUACUCCAGGAUGACUCUCCUAUCCAUGACAUGACUGUCCCAGAGAGGGACCCUGGACCCUGAGGAAUGAAAGGAUAAGCUGCUUGGUCGCCAUGGAAGGAGAACCAGGACCAAACACCAUGACCCCGUCUUGCUUUUCUCUGCCUGUACAAAAGGAAGCCAAUGGAGCCAGGGCUCCAUUUGGGGAAGCAAAGACUGACCAUCCUUGGGCCUACAAAGGACAAGAAUUUGCCACAGUCAAGGAUGACAGUAUGACUCAGAGAAGGCUUCAAGAAAGGAUUAACUGAACACUGGUGGAGGUAACCUAGGGAAAAUGUGAAAUUUCCAUUCCUGGAGGUUUGAAAAUGUAAGAGGCUUCCAAUCAGUGUGGGGAAUUACAGGUUUUCACCCAUCACUUCUAGCCUGUGCCAGCUGCCCCCUUUCCUGACAUCUGCUGCCAUUCAACCUGCUGCACACAUUGAAUUGCAUCCAUGUAUACUGGUCUUGCCUCUACAAGUGGAUUCUAAGCUGCUUUAGGGCAAUAAUUGUGUUUUAUCUCACUGUGUCCCCAGAGGACUUCCAAUCCAGGAGAAUCCCCCAUGAAUAUCUGUGACCGAUUGGCUGACUGGAAGGGCAUGGGCUCAGCUGCCUCCAGGAGCCCUGCUCAAGCAGACACCUUGGUUCUCCCUUCACUUGGGAAUCCCCUGGAUGACUCCAUAAGCAGAUGAUUUUCAUAGAGACCAAAAGGACACCCAGUCCUCCAAUCACCCCUCCCCAUUGGGCCUACUUACCAUGCUGUAGACCUUUUGACCCAGUCAAGAUUUUCUGGGAUUUUCCUAAAUUCAUGGAAUAGGGGGGUUAUUUUUCAGUAGAUUGUCACCUUCACAAAGCUUCUCUUAUUCAACUGCUUAUUAACCCUUGAUAGUGUAGAUGAAAAGAGGCCUCAUACUAAACCUGACAAGCUCAGGGGAGGCCUGUGUAGCAGCCUUAUUAACUCAGAAAACUAAAGUAACCACAAAAGAUAGCCUGAAAUUAAAUCUUAUUAACUAAAAGCAGUUUAUGGCAGAUAGUCAUGUCUUAGGCUAGAAUCUUCCCUGACAAAAGUCCAUCUUUACCUUAAUUAAGGUGUCUGUGGUCCUUUUGCAUCUACGAUAACACACUUUUGGAAUGUCAAAGUAAUUUCCUUUCCCCAGACCCCUCAAAGCACAGAUACCACACUAGAGUACCAAAGUGGUGACCACAAAUCCCCUCAUUGUUAUCGAGUUAAUUGUUGACUAUUGGCUAUCCUGUUCCCACCUGUGUAAAAGAAGUAUGUGUCUAUCAUUUCAGUUUUUAUCCAGUUCUAGAAGUUUCUCUGCUUUGCUUUCUCCUACCUCCCUAAUCUAUCACCAAUGGAUUUCAUGUAGCCCACUUAUAUCUUCUUUUUUGAUUGGAAUGUGUAAAGCAGGGUGCAGAGCUGCCAUUCCCUGGAGCAUUUCCUCCAUCUGCUGAGGUUUUGCUUCCCAACAGUUGUCAUCAUCUUGGCUCACAUAAACUCAUAAAAAAUUCUUACAGGUUUGGACACUCCUUACAUUGACAACAGUAAGGUGUUGGUAGAGCUAGACAACAGUUGGUGGGGGCUAAGAGAGAAGGUGGCCGAAGGGAAUCUUAUGUGGAUUCUGCUUUAUAACCAUUUAACUCCCUGUUGGGGGACUUUUACUCUACCCUUGGUCCCAUUGCCUUUUCAGGAGGUACCUCUGCUUUUUUAUUUUGCCAAAUCUAUUAGCCAGCUGCCUGAUCUUAGUGUCUGGGCAGAGACGGCUUUGAGCGAUGGAAGAAAAGGGUGAGAAAGGUUUUGGUACUGAGUCAAGAACUCUUGGGUAGAUGUUUCCAGAAGCCUCAAUCCUGCCUCCUAAGCUGUCAGCAGCACCAAAAACCAUUUAUCAAUACCUCUUCAUAGCUAGUGCUGGACCCAGAUACUGUCCCAGGAAAAUCAAGGGGAUGCUGUCUUCAUGGUUUGUGAGAGCCUCAUUGUUUUUGGAUAAGUAGGACACCUGUAUGCGUCUAACCAAGGGGAAUCAUACAAUUUCAGAGCUAAUAGUUCCUUAGAGAUUAACCACUCUAAAACCCUCAGCCUAAUGGGAAGUAACUGAGGCCCUGUGGAGGUAAGUAACUUCUUUAAAGUCACUUAGUAAACUUAGUUAGUAAUAGCAAAGUGAGGAAUAGAAAAGAGGACUCAGGACCUUGAUCUAAUUUUUUCUCCACAUCACCAUUAUAGCAAUGAUCAAAGCAAAACUAAUCAAAAAAUCAAUUACACCAAGUAUCUUGCUCCAGGCCAUUUUCACGCACACUAUCUCAGUGACCUGCUAUGAAAAACCUGAAGAGAGAUAGAACAGGCAACAAUACCCUACUCAACCAAUGACUUAGUAGGCACUGAAGGAUAUGCAGUUCAGCCAAGGUCACUCUGCACCUUAGAAGCAUGGAUGAGCCAAGAACCAGGCUAUGUAAGAUCAUUUAACCUAAUUAAGUGCCUACUGGGAAAUCCACAGAACACUAGCUUCUUAGGAUUGUUAAAAGGUAUUCUGAGAAAAAGUAGGUUUGGGUAGAUCAAAGAAGUUUGGCCAAUGAGAGUUAAACAACAAACAAGUUCUUCACAUAGGAUUUUUUAGAGCUCUUAAUACACUGAGGUGCAUUGUGAAUAGCCCCAAGAGCUGGGGAUGUCAUGCCUGUUUCCCCAGCAUUUUGGACUCUUGUGUUAUAGUGAAGCAAGCUUACAGGACUGGAUUUAAUUCACUAAAAUAGGGAUUUGCAAAUUUUUUGUACAGGUAUCAGAGGGGACAAGGGUUGGGGAGCUGGGAGAAAAGUGUAAAGGUAUUAAGAAGGAGAAGAAGAAGAAG
Phyllostomus discolor (pale spear-nosed bat) is the source of this 4816-nucleotide messenger RNA. RefSeq names its product Fc fragment of IgA and IgM receptor (gene FCAMR). Gene Ontology annotation, cellular component: plasma membrane. The record is from RefSeq and is a predicted model, not a curated record. Gene Ontology annotation, molecular function: transmembrane signaling receptor activity. Lineage: Eukaryota; Metazoa; Chordata; Mammalia; Chiroptera; Phyllostomidae.